AUGGCAAAGCAACAUUUCGAUCUGAUUGACUACUUCGGGCCGAUAGUGGUAGCGGCAACAUUCUCCGCCACAUUAUUUCUUAUCUCAUUCUUCGUGAUAAAUUUCUUCUGCAUCAGUAAACACGAUGACGUAACGAAGUUUGAAAAGAUGGGUGCCAAGCGUAACAUCCGAUUAGGACCACACAAACUGCUCAUUGAAAAGGAUUGCACAUUCAUUGUCCAAGAAGGAGAUGAGACAGAUGAUGAGGAGGAAGAGGAGAACGAUGAUGAACGCUCUCGUCUCGAAUAA
Molecule: messenger RNA, 288 nt
Organism: Angiostrongylus costaricensis
Lineage: Eukaryota; Metazoa; Nematoda; Chromadorea; Rhabditida; Metastrongylidae
Source: the annotation of a GenBank genome assembly